Amphimedon queenslandica is the source of this 1758-nucleotide messenger RNA. RefSeq lists its product as uncharacterized. Bases 85 to 1758 code for a protein of 557 amino acids. The transcript has 3 exons. NCBI's taxonomy places the organism in Eukaryota, Metazoa, Porifera, Demospongiae, Haplosclerida, Niphatidae. The record is from RefSeq and is a predicted model, not a curated record.
GACGCUACAACUACAAUAAAGCCAGAAAAAAUAGAAAAAUGGCUGAAAGAAGGUACAGUUGAGCUAAAAGUCACUCGUAUCAAUAUGCAUGGUCUACCUGGAGCUGGUAAAACGUGUUCACGACACCUCCUACUUAAUGAAGACCCACCAUCUUCUACUGAUAGUACAUCAAUAGCUUGUCCUGCUGUUAAAGCAACAAGAAUAUCUGUUGAUGAUAAGAAUAAGAAAUGGGAGAGGGUUGAAGUAAAAGAUUUGUACAACCAACUAGCAUCUCAUUUAAAGGAGGUACCAAAUGAAACGGAACUUGAGCAAGAAAAGGAUGAAGCACCACUGGACUUAACUGAUAUAUUUGAUAGUUCAGAUGAAGAUGAAAGUGAUGAUGAAACUGAUGAUCAACCUACCGAAAUUAAGCCAAUUGAAAAGAAACCAGUCAAGAUUAAACAAACUGAGAUUAAUCCAACUGAAACAGAAGUAGUGAAAGAAGUUUUAAGUGUUCAUGAAACUGGAAAGUCUAAAAAGUUUAGUACAAAUUGGGUGUAUUUUAUUGAUUCUGGUGGUCAACCAGCAUAUCGAGAGUUGCUGCCUCUUUUUACAAGAGCAGCUGCACUGAAUAUCAUCACCAUUGAUCUUACCAAAGGUCUUGAUGAGAAGUGUGAGUUUCAAUACCGCAUUAGUCAAAAUACAUCUCCUAUUAAUACGGAGCUGAAGUAUUCUAAUCGUGAUAUAAUACAUUCAACAAUUGCCUCCGAAGCUAUGUUGAAUCCCAUUGAAAUUCCUUAUGUCACUGAGUCUGAUAUGCCCAAGCACUCUCAUUAUCUUAUACUUGGCACACGUAAAGAGUUGAUAAGUGAGGAAAAGCUAAAAGAAAUGAACAAAAGCCUGAUCGAAUAUAAAGUUAAUAAAAAAGUCAUUCCUCAUAAUAAGCGUCAAGAUUCAAUUAUAUUUCCAGUUGAUACAUUGCUCCCUGCUGGGUCUAAGGAAAGAGAAGAAGCUAGUAUAGAGCUUUGUACUGCAAUUUCAAAUUGUGGAGUUGAAAUGACAAUAGUUUUGCCGAUUCGAUUGCUUACUUUUGAGAUUUCACUACAAAUAGAAGCUAAGAAGAAGAAGAGAAGUUUCCUUACAAAAGAAGAAGUGAUUGAGAUUGGUAAGUCUCUUCAACUUGAUAAAAAAUCAGACAUUGAUGUAGCUCUGCAAUAUUUACACAAUGUCACUAUCAUUCUUUAUUUUCAUGAAGUCCUGCCGACUAUAAUAUUUGUUGAUCCUAAGCCAAUUCUUGAUGUCUUUUCACGUCUAAUAGCUAUCACAUACGUCGACCAUAAUAAAUUACAUUUGAUUGCGAACCCAACUCCUUCACCAGAUGAAAGACGUAGUCUCAUUGAUUUUGGUCUUUUUAAAGAAGGUCUUUUAAAAGUUAUUGGUAAACAAAUUUUUAGUAAAGAUUUUCAACCUUCUCAUAUGAUCACUCUUCUAAGACACCUCCACAUCAUUGCCAAAGUUGAAAACAGAAAAGAAGGUGACUAUUUUUUUCCGUGUGCAUUACCAUCUUACGAUAAGCUCAAUCCUGCUUCAACAGAAAUACAACCACUUCUCAUAGCAUGGGAGAUUAACAACAGUGGAACAAAAUCUCUAGCCAUUCCUCAAGGAUUAUUUCCUUUAACCAUUGUACACCUUUUAGAGAGAGAAGAUGUUGACUUCAAUGAAAGAUUCUACAGAUGUCUUGAUGCCAUGUCACUCUGUGUUAAUGACGAGCAUCAUUAG